AACCCUGAUGUAUUCCAACAAGAGAAGUAAACACACUACGUAACCUCGGCUUUGACUGAGUGAACAGAGGCGUCUGCAGCAGGUGGAGACCCGGCUUCUUAAAAUGAAGGGUAGCAUUGUUAAAUCGCUUCUGCGCUGUCAAAAUGGUAUACUGCGUCCAAGCAUAUGUCACCUUAUGACAUCAAGCUCAACUGGGGGCGAAGCACAAGCUCAACCAAAGCACGAUGUACGGGAUAACUCUUCACCAAAGACUGGUAUCCUUAUGUUGAACAUGGGUGGUCCACAGACCACAGAUGAAGUUCACGAGUUUUUGCUUCGACUGUUCAAGGAUCGCGACAUUAUUCAGCUGCCAUUCCAAGAUUACAUGGGACCAUGGAUUGCAAAGAGAAGAACACCUGAUAUCCAGAAAAAGUAUGCGGAGAUUGGUGGUGGGUCUCCAAUUUUUAAAUGGACUGAUCUGCAGGGGAGACUACUCUGUGAACGUCUUGAUGAACUGCAUCCCGAGUCUGCGCCUCAUAAGCAUUAUGUUGGUUUCCGCUAUGCUAAACCAUUGACUGAAGAUACCUUGGAAAAGAUGGAGGCGGAUGGAGUUGAGAACUGCAUUGCCUUCUCUCAGUACCCACAGUACAGCUGCAGUACGACAGGGUCCAGCAUGAACGCUAUCCAUAAAUUCUAUGCUAACAGAUCUGUGGAGUCAGGAAUGAAGUGGAGUGUCAUUGAUCGAUGGUGUACAAACCCCUUCCUUGCAAAGUGUUUUGCUGACAAUAUCAGAAAAGAAUUGGCGCAGUUCCCCGAGGAAAAGAGGAAAGAUGUUUUCAUCCUUUUCUCUGCACAUUCCUUGCCAAUGAGGCAAGUUGGGCGUGGUGAUCCUUAUUCUGCUGAGGUUGGUGCUACAGUACAGCUUGUUAUGCAAGAACUUGGAUUUACAAAUCCAUACCGUUUAGUAUGGCAAAGUAAGGUUGGUCCCCUUCCAUGGCUGACUCCAGCUACAGAUGCUGCAAUUAAAGGUCUUGUGGAGAGAGGAAGGAAGAACAUGAUCUUAGUCCCAAUAGCAUUCACGAAUGAGCACAUAGAAACCCUGCAUGAGAUGGAUAUUGAGUAUGCUGAAGAUCUUGGAAAAGAGGUUGGAGCUGAGUGCAUACGCCGAUGUGCAUCACCCAAUGACCAUCCCUUCUUCAUUGAUGCCCUUGUAGAUGUGGUCAGCAAGCAUCUUCAGGAAGGUCACAGGUGCUCGGAACAAUUCCUCCAUAACUGUCCUUUGUGUGUGAACCCUUCGUGCUAUGCUUCCAAGAAAUGGUUUAGAUAUACCACCAAAAAGUUUUAGAGAUAUUAAAAAGAGAAGAAUUAAAGGUAGAGAAUUUGCAUACUAAAAGGUUAAUGUGAAAUAUGUAGAAAAAAUAUAGAUGAGGUGGGUUAUUGGUUUUACGUAUUAUAUUUGGCAAACUUUUUACUCGACUUGACUCUGGUUUGUUGGAAUAUCUUUUUUUAUUAUAUUUAAAAAUCAGAUAUGUAAUUAUUUAUUUCAUACCUCACAUAGAAGUAGAGAGAAAGAUUAUAGACAAAAUGCCACAAGUGAAGAUUGUGCAAAUAUGAAUUAGCUAAUGAAUUACCAGUGAAUGUAAAUUUGCAAAUUUCCAUGUGAAGUACAGGUUUAUUAUUAUGCAAAUAUUCCCCGGCAUUGAGAAAAUGCACAUGCCCAAUAUUUAUUUACAAUAUCUUCACUAUGUGAUAAAACUCUUUUAGACCAAAAACAAAAAUGUUGAAACCAUUGAAGCCCUAAUACAGAUACGUCAGGAGGCUAAGUGGUUUAACAAUGUUUGUAAUAGGCUGAAUGGUACCAAAGCAGAGGCAUAUUACUACUUAAUGUGAUGUAAAUUUUUCUGUCUUGAAAUAUGACCUGAAAAAUUUUGUGUUCUUCAUUUCUCAAUUUAUGUUUAGUUUGAAUACUGUUGUUAUGGGGUCUAAGGCCUUUAAUGUUUUUCAUUGUAGUUAUCACUGUGUUAUUUAAUUGUGUAACAUCAUUCCAAUAUCAUUCACUUGUGUUGGGUUUUCUUUCUUUAUUGGCCUACUUCACCCUUUUGUGUAGUAAUGAGCACAAAAUCUUAAUGUAAAUAUGAGUAUAUAAUGAUUUUUUUUCCUGCAAAUUGUCUUUGCUUCUGCUAGUUAAAGCCACAGAACAAAAAAAAUCAGACUUGAUACCAGUUAUAGGAAGAGGAGGUCAAUGUGAAGGACUGCAGGCUCUUCUUGAUAUCUCCCAAAUUGUAGCUUCUGGUAUUAUGAGUAUUUAUUGUUGCACAAUAACCCACUGGCUCCGGGUGACAUGACCAUCAUGUCAUGAAAAAAUUUGGCUGAGGGCCAGGUUGAUGAGAAUGCACCUUCAAGAAAAAUUUGACUCUGGAUCAGGGUGACAGGAAUGACUCAUGAUGAGUGCAUAAAGAUCUUGGAAAAUGAUUAGACUGGGCAUAUAAGAAGCAGCUCUUACAUUAUUUCCACCAGUAAACAAGGUAGAAUGUACCUUUUGUGAGCCAUGGCUGAAAGAGUACUGGUCAUUAUCAGGAUCUUAUUCCUGGCCACCAUGACUGGCAGUGCAGGGUGUGCCAAAGAAAAUUGAAUACACUGAUCUGAUCAAGGAAAAUAGUCCAUUAAUGUCUUUAUUCAGCAUAAAAAUGAAAAAUAUAGAUCAUAGAAAAUGGUCAAACAGAAAAACAUGCAGAAAAGUACAUAAUAUCAUUACAAAGAGUAGGCAAGGAAUCUUGAUACCAGACAUGAAUGUUCAUGUUGGCUGGGCCUACAAGCCACACACCAAGGAGAAUCACCAUUCAAGUAAGCAUAUUGCCCAGAUUUUGGUCCAUGUGCGAGCCACUAGGCCCCCCGGAUCUAAUGGGUUAAGAAAAUGUAAGAAAAUAUAUAUUUGUUAUUUAAAA
Messenger RNA from Penaeus chinensis, 2924 nucleotides. RefSeq names its product ferrochelatase, mitochondrial-like (gene FeCH). The coding region runs from base 104 to 1324 and encodes 406 amino acids. Lineage: Eukaryota; Metazoa; Arthropoda; Malacostraca; Decapoda; Penaeidae. Gene Ontology annotation, molecular function: protoporphyrin ferrochelatase activity. The transcript is spliced from 9 exons. Gene Ontology annotation, biological process: heme biosynthetic process. The record is from RefSeq and is a predicted model, not a curated record.